AUGGGAACUGGAUCAAAAGUUGUACCUAUAAUCCUUGCAUUAUAUUUUAGCCUUGAAAUUGGUUGCAUUAACGCUUCCAGAUUCAAGUUUUCCAACUUUGUUUGUGAUUCAGCGGAUACAAAUUGGAUUUUGGUGCACACAUGUCGUUUAAAGGCGAUUCGAAGGGAUAGAACUACUUUAAGUUUCAAUGGAACUGUGCAAAAAGUAGUCUCUAACCUUCGAGUACAUGCUCAAAUUUUUAAGCGGGGCAAUGGAUUUAAGCCUUGGCUCUACAACAUCACCUUUGAUGGGUGUCGAUUUCUGCGAAAACCAUAUGAAGCUCCGGUAAUACUUGUUUUUAAACUUUUUAAAAAACAUUCCAAUUUUAAUUUCACUUGUCCCUUUUUGGGUCCAGUAUACGUAACUGGGUUUCAUCUCAUAGGAGAGCAGAUUCCAGUUCCGCUUCCCUCUGGGGAGUAUUUAAUAUUAAUAAAGUGGUACACCGGCAAAUUACUUAUAAUUUCUACGGGAAUAUAUUUUUCGUUUGAAGAGAAUUUUUCGUAA
Messenger RNA from Drosophila suzukii, 543 nucleotides. The record is from RefSeq and is a predicted model, not a curated record. Lineage: Eukaryota; Metazoa; Arthropoda; Insecta; Diptera; Drosophilidae.